AUCUACUUCGAGGUGAGUCGUUUCUUGUCGGGCUCCACAAUGGCAUCCAUUUGCUCGUACUGCGGUUACCCUAUCAUUGCAGAAACGGUUUACAACAAAUGUAGCUGCUGUGACAAAUUAUUUCACAUCCAAUGCACCCAGCUUCCUGCUACACUCGCCAACGAAGUAAGACGGCGUAUCGAUUUACAUUGGAGUUGCAGUCGAUGCACUACUGUCUUAAAUAUGCCUCACAGUAUACCACUUACGGCGGCUUUACGUGCGGUACAGCCUCAAACAGAAGCAUCGCAGCGCAUACACUCCUCAGUAAACAACUCUCAGCUGUCUCAGAAACGGCAUACCACCGUCACCGCCACCAGCGCAACAUCCUUCCCUCGCACCAUCAUCGGUACCAGCUUAAACUGCACGGCACUGCCUGUUGCUCACAAAUCAUGCCCACCGGCUUCAUCCCGUGCAUGGCUUCAUCUAUCCGGAUUGGAUAAUAGCGUUACUAGCGAGCACGUUACUUCCGCCGUUGCGUCGCUGCUGGGGAGCGACGAUAUAAUUGUCUUUAGUUUGCUGCGAAAAGGUGACGAUGCCGCUACCGUACGUUCGCUCUCGUUUAAAGUAGGCAUCCCGGGUACGCUCCGGGGCAAAGCUUUCCUGCCCAACACUUGGCCACUGGGAUUGCAAGUGAGAGAGUUUGUGUGCGGCAAUGGUUCAAGCACUACGCCGCCACCUUCCAGUGGCAUGGAUGAGCCGGGGCUCAAAAAGCAGUGCCAAUCACAACCUGUCGCAGCACGCGCCGUUCGUAUGCCGCGUACGGCGAGGCGCAAAGAAGCUCCGCGAGAGGUGGCUGCUAAUCAGCCAACGUUGGAGCGAUUUUUUCUUACACAGGCGCGGCACGACGCAGUCAAUGAUAAGGAUUAGGCAGGGGCUUGGGACGUGGUUUUGAAUUGAGAGGUUUGUUGUUGUCUUUGAAAAGCGUUGAGAUCUUGCAAGAGAAAAUACACAUGUUGGAUUUGUUUUUACUUCUUAAUUAUCUUCCCUGUUAUUUUAUGAAUAAAAUGUAAUUAACAUCGCACUUUAUGCACUUUAA
Molecule: messenger RNA, 1075 nt
Organism: Anopheles coluzzii
Lineage: Eukaryota; Metazoa; Arthropoda; Insecta; Diptera; Culicidae
Exons: 2
Coding region: 40-906 (288 amino acids)
Source: RefSeq, a predicted model, not a curated record